AUGUCGAGCGCUGUGUCGGCGACAGCGCCUCCACUGGCUGCGCAGGUCCAGGCGCUCCUCCAGGCUCCGGAGCUUCGCUACGAUCCCUCUUCCCUGACGCUCUUGUGUCAGUACACCGAAGAACAGGUGGUGAAGAACACAUACGACCAGGAGGCCUGCCUGACGGUCCUCAAGUUGUACCUUCUCUACCCUCAGUGCUUCUCGGUGGAUCUCGCUCGAAAAAUCCUCGUGAAGGGAAUCAUGAACCUUCCCAACGAAGACUGCGCUGUCUUUGUCGGCAUGCUCCAGCAACAACCCGGCAAAAAGGAAUGGAAGAAAGUCCAGGAAGCCAUUCAACUCUGGGAAAUGCUCGAAAAGUGCCGAUUCAAGCAAGUUUGGGAGUUUUUGAAAGAGCCUUCGAUGGCAGACAUUGCGGCGACUCCGGGGCUGAUUGACUCUGUGCGGCGCUUUGUGUGCGACGUCGUCUCGCUGACGUACGCUUCGCUUUCGCUCGCUGACUUAUGCUCCUUUUUGAACGUGGCGCCGGGAUCGAACGAAGCCGAGCGUUUGCUGAAGAACUUGGGGUGGACAGUCGAGGAGAUCUACGUUCCGGCGAAGGAGCCCGGGAGGCCGAAAGAAGCCGUCAAAGUCGUCAGAGUCGUCGGCGCCGCAGCGCUCGCGGCGACGGCGCUCAAAGAGGGAGACGGCGAGCGCAGCCGAAACGCCCGCGACGGAAAAACGUCCGCAGCCGGACAAACCCUCGCCGUUCGCAAAACCGUCGAAAAAUACAUGAUGCCCGAAAACCUCAAAGUCUGCAUGGCUACCCUCCUCAAAUAA
Messenger RNA from Neospora caninum, 816 nucleotides. Its product is annotated as eukaryotic translation initiation factor 3 subunit 11. Gene Ontology annotation, cellular component: cytoplasm; eukaryotic translation initiation factor 3 complex. The transcript has 2 exons. NCBI's taxonomy places the organism in Eukaryota, Apicomplexa, Conoidasida, Eucoccidiorida, Sarcocystidae. Gene Ontology annotation, molecular function: translation initiation factor activity; ribosome binding. Gene Ontology annotation, biological process: regulation of translational initiation. The record is from RefSeq and is a predicted model, not a curated record. Bases 1 to 816 code for a protein of 271 amino acids.